UUUUAUUUUAUUACGUAGUUUUUAACCUUUUUACACCAUGGUUCCAUCAGUUCCCGCCUUUAUCUUUGGCAAAACUCCAAAUUUUUUGUCCCCAUCGCCCGUAUAAACAAUGCCAAAUUCCAAGCCAAAACUCUCCAAAAGCACCCCUGUUUUGGGUGUUACGACGAACAAAUCUGGAAAUGAGAAGAAGUCACAAGUAGAGAUAGCUGGCGAUAAGCGACUCUCGGGUGACUAUAAGGCUAAACGUAGGAAGUCCUCCAACGCCAAGCACAGGCUGCGUAUCGUUGAAAACGUGGAAAAGGGAAAUAAAAAGCAACGAUACCCCUACUUGAUAUACGAGGAAGAAGUAAACCAGACCCCUAAGUCUCUUCAGGACCCCGAGUAUCCGGCCAUGGAAGACCACAUACUUUCCGGCCCCGCAGCAUCCAAACGUCGUAAAACUACCAGAGAAUACUCCAGUAUCGAGUCUCCGUCCAUCAGUUCCCUGGCAUCACGAUGUUCUGUCGGUGUAGCGAGUCGGCAAAGCGUCGUAAGUGUUAAUAAAUUCCAAAGUUUAGACAGUUUGCCUUCUGUAAUGAAUUUCUCAUCACUGGUUGACUACGAUCACGAAUACGAGUUCAGAUUCUCUGAUGUUCCUUCGAUGUUUAGACUGAGAGAAGACCCACCGGAGAAAAAGGCGAAAAUAGUAAAUGAAUUCUUAAUCAGUCUCAGUGAGACAGGCACGAUGUUCCAGUUAACAAUUCCGUCUUGUGCUGUCAAAUUGGAGUCAGACUGUGGCAUGGAAACGGUCAGGAUGAAUGAUCAGUACGAGAGUAAAUUAAACGCCCACCGAGCUGUCUCUCACUCCGCGACUCAGACUUCACCCGUGUGCUUAAAACACCUGGAUCUCUUCGUGCCUCGGGUCCGUAGAAAUAACGCCUCAGCUUUUGCGUCGGUCUGGGAUAUCUAUGAUACUUACAAAUUUGACGGAAGAAUGUCCGUAAUGUCGACAUUUUCAAGGGAGGAAGGUGAAGUGGACUAUAUCGUAGAGGCCCGGCAAGACGAUACUUACAAGAGAAGGUUCGAAUAUCUAAACCAAACGUUCGAUUGCGAUUUUUUAAAUUCGUUGAUGAUCAUGGAGAGGAUGGUUGGGAAGAACGCGUUUGGUGAAAAACAGUGCGACUUCCAAGGUUUACUCGUGGAAGAUCCUCUCUCCUUGGACGCUAAAUGCAACUACAGCCUCGUGCACUUGUGGACGUUCCGGCUCAGGCCACCCGUCAAGAAUACUAGAGUGACGUCCUUGUGUUGGUCUACACAAAACCACAACGUUUUGGCGGUCGGCUAUGGCAAGUUCAAGUACUCUGACAACUGCGAGGGAUUGGUGUGUAUAUGGAAUGUAAAGAAUACGAAGGACCCUGAGAGACUUUACCACUUCAAAGACCCCGUCACUUGCGUCUCGUUCAGUCCGAACAGGCCUCAAAUUCUGGCCGUGAGCUUCUACAACGGUCUCGUGCUUCUGAUGGACAUCAUUAGCCGCACGCUGAUGGUGAAGGCCUCUAACAGUCACUACCCCCUGUACUAUCCUGUGUGGAGGGUCUUGUGGUAUCCUCACGAUCCCUUGGAGUCCGGGCAGACUUUGAUAACUUGCAGUGAAAACGGGAGGCUUUUCAAGUACAAGAAAACAAAGUUCUUCACAAGCAAGAAGAUAAUGACGGUGAGCCGACCCCACGAAGGGCCUCCGGUUCAAGGGGUGUACCGUCCAAGGAAGUGCUUCUCGAGGAAGACCACCUGCAGGUUGAAUCCCUCGGCGGAGGUCCUGGUGUUACACCCGGAAGACCCUUUAGUGUACCUCGUGGGCACUUCCGAGGGUUGCGUGUACGUGUGUUCUGUGAACCACCGGUACGACUACGUCGACGUGUUCGUGGCGCACAGUGGACCGGUCUACAACAUCCAGUUCAACCCGUUCUGCAGCAAAGUGUUCCUCACUUGUGGAGCAGACUUCUGCGUCCGCAUCUGGGCCGAGGGCAUCUUCGACCCUCUGAUGAAACUGGAGAGCGGGUUGUCUCCGGUCCAAGACGCACUCUGGAACCCUCUCCACUCCACGGUGAUCGUCAGCAUCACGGGGGCCCACAUCGAGAUCUGGGACAUCCGCAGGAGAAUCUCCAAGCCGAAGUCUUCGACAGUGUCGCCCUCUAAGUCCUUCAAUACGGUGAUCCAGUUCAGCGCCAACAAGUACAAUCUGUGCGUGGGCGAUUCUGACGGGAACGUGCACGUCAUGGCGCUGACGGAGAUGCCCUUCAGUCCCAUGUUCCAGGAGGAGGUGCUCGCCCAGUCCAUCCAGAACGCGCUUAUCUCGCACCCCGACAUGCUGAAGCGCUUGUGGACCCUCGGUCCUCCAUUCGUCAAGUCUGUCAAGACCUACAAAGACCGGCUGCACAACACAUUCUCAAAUAUGUUCAGAGAUGUUUGAUGUUUCCCUUGGAAAUGUUAAAACGCCUCCAUUAAAAAAAGUAAAAAUCUCAAAAAUAUUACCAUUUU
This is a messenger RNA of Homalodisca vitripennis (glassy-winged sharpshooter), 2517 nucleotides long. Its product is annotated as dynein axonemal intermediate chain 4-like. Gene Ontology annotation, biological process: cilium movement. The record is from RefSeq and is a predicted model, not a curated record. The transcript has a single exon. Gene Ontology annotation, cellular component: axonemal dynein complex. Lineage: Eukaryota; Metazoa; Arthropoda; Insecta; Hemiptera; Cicadellidae. Gene Ontology annotation, molecular function: dynein heavy chain binding; dynein light chain binding. The coding region runs from base 110 to 2449 and encodes 779 amino acids.